AUGAAUAUGAUCGCAAAAGAUUGGAUGAAGUCAAAGAGCGCUCAUGAAAGAAGCUUGAUGAUUCGACGAGCGCAGAGUGCACGCAUAAUCAUUAUUUGUUCAUAUUGUAUAAUGGGAACAGCAUGUUUCUUUGUCGUUGUAUUACCUGCUUUUGGAAUGUCAAUGAGACUCACUCCCAACAUUACUGAUCCAGGAAAACCAAUGCCUUUACAGACCUAUUAUAUUUAUGAUAUAACAAAGAGACCGCAAUAUGAACUAACAUUUAUUAGUCAAGCUAUCUAUGUAUCUAUUGCCAUGAUGUCCUACACUUCAAUAGAUAAUUUUCUCAGUCUCCUGAUUUUUCACAUGUGCGGUCAAUUAGAUAUUCUUAAGAAUCGUUUAAUACGUUUGGAUAAAUAUAUGAAUUAUCAUAAUAUGUUAAAAUAUCUUGUAACAAAGCAUAUCCGUUUACUUAGAGCUAUUGAUAUUAUUGAAGAUACAUACAAUAUGAUACUUCUCUCCUUAUUUAUAUAUUUUGCAAUUCUGUUUGCUUUCUAUGGAUUUCGAAUGAUUAGCCUGUUCGACGAAGAAAGUGAUACAUCGCUCGUUCAUAUAAUAUAUUUUGCAUCCACUGUUUUCAAUAUAUUUGUACACAUGUGUUUAUAUUGCGUUCUCGGCGAAAUGUUGGUGGCCCAGUGCAAUAAGAUUUAUCAUGCAGCAUAUAGUAAUCAAUGGUACAUCAUGGAUCUAAAAUUUACACAAGAUUUAUUAUUUUUAAUGACAAGAGGUUCUAAACCAAUUUAUCUCACGGUUGGGAAAGUCUUUCCUGUUACAAUGACAACAUUUUGCGGUUUAAUAAAAACAUCGGUUGGUUAUAUAUCUGUUUUGCAUACAAUGAGAAGCUGA
This is a messenger RNA of Pogonomyrmex barbatus (red harvester ant), 885 nucleotides long. RefSeq lists its product as uncharacterized. The record is from RefSeq and is a predicted model, not a curated record. NCBI's taxonomy places the organism in Eukaryota, Metazoa, Arthropoda, Insecta, Hymenoptera, Formicidae.